AUGGUUCCGUCCCUCGCCUCUACCACGGCCGCCUCACCUGAUUAUGAGAAGGAGAAAUUCGAGAAGGAUGUUGAAGGUCUAUCGUCUGAAGACGCAAAAGUAGCAAGAAGAGCCUUGUGGAAGAUGGACCUUGCGAUUAUCCCCAUUGUUGCUAUGUAUUAUCUGCUGUCCUUCUUGGAUCGUUCAAAUAUUGGGAAUGCUCGCAUUGCAGGUCUGCAGACGGACCUCGGGAUGACGGACCAUCAGUUUUCUGUCGCUCUCACCAUCACCUAUGUACCAUAUAUCGUCAUGGAACUACCUAUGAACUUGCUCAUGAAACGUCUUGGAGCCAAUGUUACGCUGCCUGUCAUGGUAAUCCUGUGGGGCAUGGUAUGUGCUUGUCAAGGUGCAGUAAAAUCUUAUAGCGGCCUCCUUGUCUGCCGAUUCUUCCUUGGAGCGCUCGAGGGUGGUCUCUUCCCGGGAAUCACUCUCUAUCUCUCCAAUUUCUACAAACGCCAUGACAUGCAAUUUCGCUUCGCUAUGAUGUUCAGUACUACCUCUCUUGCUGGUGCCUUCUCCGGAUUACUGGCUGCCGCUAUUCAGAAUAUGGAUGGUAUGCGGGGUCUGGGAGGGUGGGCUUGGAUUUUUGUGCUCGAGGGUUUGUUUACCACCGUCUUCGGGCUCGUCAGUCUCUUGUGGAUUCCCGCUACGCCUUCUGCCGUCGGUCUCCUCACGCCACAUGAAAGAGAGGUUUACAUUCGCGCCUUGGCGGAGGAUUGGAGCGGAGAUGUGGAGGACGAGGGAGAGGAUGAUGAGAAGUUUAGUUGGAGCGAGGUUUGGAGCGUCGUAGUCAAUGCACCUCAUGUGCUGCUCAUCUGCAUCCCGCUGUUCGGGCUGGGACUUACCCUUUAUGGACUCGCAAACUUUACGCCCACGAUUGUUAAGUCCCUCGGGUAUGACACCGUCCGCACCCAGCUGCUUACCGUACCGCCAUACGCCUGUUCAUUCGUCGUCAGUUUGGUCUGUUCGUGGUUCUCCGACAGGAUGGGAAUGCGGGGCCCUGUAACCAUCUUAGUCUGCUUGAUCGCCACCGCCGGAUACGCACUCUUCAGAGCAACAUCAAACGUACAUGCAGACUAUGCCGCGCUGUUCCUCCAGAUCACAGGGAUUUACUCUGCUGCCCCUUGUCUGUGUACAUGGAACCCCAACAAUGUCCAGCCGCAUUACAGGAGAGCAACGGCCGUUGCAUUCGGUUUCAUCAGCACCAACAUGGGUGGCAUCGUCUCUACAUGGCUCUUCACCGACUCACCAAGAUACCCCACCGCGUCCGCCACAAAUCUCGCCUUCGCCCUCGCCAUGGCGUUCUUCUCUGCUGUCGUCAUGUGGGAUCUAUCAAAACGUAAUCAAGGGAAGAAAGAUGAAGUGGACAGGUUGGUGAGAGAAAAGGGGGAAGGGAAGGAGCCUGGUGGGUGGGAUUCGAAGCAGGAGAGGAAGAGACUGGGGGAUAGGCAUCCGAGGUUUGUGUACACUCUGUGA
Molecule: messenger RNA, 1515 nt
Organism: Stereum hirsutum FP-91666 SS1
Lineage: Eukaryota; Fungi; Basidiomycota; Agaricomycetes; Russulales; Stereaceae
Product: MFS general substrate transporter
Exons: 11
Coding region: 1-1515 (504 amino acids)
Biological process (GO): transmembrane transport
Cellular component (GO): membrane
Molecular function (GO): transmembrane transporter activity
Source: RefSeq, a predicted model, not a curated record